GUGGUUGUCUUGUCUGGUUGAUCCGGUAGCCGGUGGCCGAGCAACGGAGAUGGAAGAAGCAGCGAAACUGGAACACUUCAUGGAUUGGGCAACUACACUCGGAGUUUCAGAUUCUCCAGACGACAACCAGAACCCCAAUCAUCUUCAUUCGCCUUGUUGCUUGGGAAAAUCUCUCACCAUAUCCUAUUUCCCUAACGCCGGAGGGAGAGGAUUAUGUGCAGUGCGUGAUCUUCAAAAAGGUCAAUUGAUACUCAGAGUUCCAAAAUCAGCUCUCAUGACCUCCCAAACCCUAAUGAUGAAUGAUCAUAAGCUCUCCAUUUCAAUUUCUAAGUUUUCUCUGUCUUCGACUCAGAUAUUGACAGUGGCAUUGCUGAAUGAACUGGGAAAGGGAAAGUGUUCUUCGUGGUAUCCAUACUUGACACAAUUUCCUUCAAAUUAUGAUAUAUUAGCAAGUUUUGAUCAAUUUGAGAUUCAAGCUUUGCAAUUAGAUGAUGCUAUUUGGGCUGCGGAAAAGGCAUUGGAGAAGACGAAAAUGGAGUGGGAAAGUGCUACUGUGAUAAUGGAAGAACUUUUGUUUAAGCCACAUUACAUGAGCUUGAAGGCAUGGAUAUGGGCUUCUGGAUCUAUAUCUUCACGCACAAUGCAUGUUCCAUGGGAUGCUGCUGGUUGUUUUUGCCCGAUUGGGGAUUUUUUCAAUUAUGCUGCACCCGAGGAGGAACAAGUUGUGUCUGAAGAUUUCAGGGAUGAUGAUGGAGAGCAGAUGGAUGGUAUCUCAGCUAGGUUGACAGAUGGUGUGUUUGAAGAUGAAUAUGAUGCAUACUGCUUCUAUGCUAGAACAAACUACAAAAAAGGAGAUCAGGUUCUAUUAAGCUAUGGAACAUACACAAACUUAGAGCUUCUGGAACACUAUGGUUUCAUUCUAAAUUCAAAUCCAAAUGACAAGGCAUACAUCCCUUUACCUCCUGACCUACACUCUCUACAUUCAUGGCCAAAAGACUCCCUAUACAUUCACCAUAACGGGACCCCCUCUUUUGCCUUGUUGGCAUCAAUGCGAUUAUGGGCAACACCAACACAUUUACAAAAAUCAAUUCGAUACAUUGCGUAUUCUGGGUCUUCUAUUUCAACUGAAAAUGAGAUCAUUGUUAUGGAGUGGUUAGUAAAGAAAUGUAAUCAAGUGUUGAAGAAUUUAUCAACGUCUAUUGAGGAAGAUGAGUUAUUGUUGUCUGUUAUGGAAAAAGAGUUUGAGUCGGUAAUGGAGGUCAAGAAUGUGUUGUUGGGUUUGACUGGUGAGAGUUGUGAGUUUGUGAAAGUCAACGGUUUAGUGGGUGAUGGAAUUGGUGGUGAGAUGGGUUUAACCAAAAAGACAAAAAGGUCCCUGGAGAAAUGGAAGUUGGCGAUUUCGUGGAGGGUUAAGUAUAAAAGGAUGUUACAUGAUUGUAUUUUAUAUUGUACAAAGGUAAUAAAUGAUCUUUCAGAAUAACAAUGUAUACAGAGGUGUUAUAUUAAUUCUGUGAUAUUUUUUGUAGUUCGUUUUGGUUUAUAGGAAAUUAUAUUGAUGUUUUAAAAUUGUACAUUGUUCAUCGAAGGAAACUGGAUUUUUCCAUUGUGUUUGACUUGAA
This is a messenger RNA of Lactuca saligna, 1619 nucleotides long. NCBI's taxonomy places the organism in Eukaryota, Viridiplantae, Streptophyta, Magnoliopsida, Asterales, Asteraceae. The record is from the annotation of a GenBank genome assembly.